Molecule: messenger RNA, 1349 nt
Organism: Amphiprion ocellaris (clown anemonefish)
Lineage: Eukaryota; Metazoa; Chordata; Actinopteri; Pomacentridae
Gene: timm13
Product: translocase of inner mitochondrial membrane 13 homolog (yeast)
Exons: 3
Coding region: 18-305 (95 amino acids)
Source: RefSeq, a predicted model, not a curated record
AAGACUCCGGUAAAAACAUGGACGGGUUCGGUUCAGACUUCUCAGCGGGAGGGUCCGGCGGUAAGGUGGACACCGGAACCAUCAUGGAGCAGGUGAAGGUCCAGAUCGCGGUGGCGAACGCUCAGGAGCUGCUGCAGAGAAUGACAGAUAAAUGCUUCAAGAAGUGCAUCGGCAAACCUGGGAGCACACUGGACAACUCUGAGCAGAAAUGCAUCGCCAUGUGCAUGGACCGGUACAUGGACGCCUGGAACACCGUGUCCCGAACGUACAACUCCAGACUGCAGAGGGAACGAGCUCGCAUGUGAACAUCCCGCCGUGCUUCCCUUCUUCAGGCUGCCGCUCACAGCGAGGACCGACGGCGUGAAAAAAAAAUCCAGCGGAGGUCUGGAGCUGUGGACGGACGUAUCGUCUGUCUUUAUACCUCACGGACAGGCGGGCAGAGCCUGUGGACUUCAGCCAUAACAGCGUCUCUGUGGACAUUUUUAUUUCACGCUGAGGAACCGUCGACUAGUUUAAUUAUUUGUAUCAUGUAUGUUAGAUAUAACGUGUUUCCUCCAGCUCCAUUGGAAACUCUAAACACAGCAGUAUGGAUGUUUGUGAGAGAGAGAGAGCUCGCCCUGCGUUUGAUUCUUGGUGUGCCUUUAUAUUGAGGACAUUCGGUACCAAUAAUUAGAAACAGAACUUCUUCCAGUCGCUACAGCUGCUUCUGAAACACUGUUUGUGGCAUUUUUUCUGUGUGAAGAAGCUCAGCAAGCGGCUACGGGUGCAUUCCAGACUGCAUACUACCAAAAUCUAUAAUCGAAUGCCAGCAUGUCCUACCACAUCUGGGUGAUUUUGUGGACCCACAGUCCUCUGCACUGUUAAGUCAAGGUGUCUUGUAUGGGGAGGAAGCAUGUCCAGCUGCCUGAAACAGCACCUCGUUUGUAAGUAUGCAAUUUGGAACGCAGCCGAAAUAUUUGCAUCUGCAGAAUAAGCAGCACAACUGGAGCCCUUAAGGGACCGGAGUGAAAAGAUCUGUACUGAGGAACAACUUGGUGUUUUCACCGCUGCUGACUCUGACAUUCACAGGCCCCCAAACAGUCGUAUAUCAGAGUACAGCCGGAGAACAAAACCGUUUUGUCCGACAUGUUUUCUGGUCGUCACUCUAUCUGCCGCCCUCCACAGUGGUGGGCUUGUUUCCUCGGAGUCUGGCACCUUUCUCUGCUUUGUGUUCGCGGUUUGUCAGAUGUCUGGGAACCUCGAUCCUUUCUUCAGCCAUCCCAGAGCCAGAGAAGCCUGUGAACAUCCUGUACGGUGUGACUGGAGCGAUUUCCAUGAAAGUAAAAUCAAUAAAUCUCUUCAAUCAGGGA